AAUUCCAUAAUGAGUGAGAGGAAAGUAGUUGGAAAAAAAUAUGAAUAUCAAACACAUGAUAAAUUGGGAUCAGGAGCAUUUGCAGAAGUUUAUUUUGGGAAAAACAAAUUAACUCAAGAAGCUGUCGCAAUCAAAGUUAUCAAGAGAGCAGUAUUGGCUAAAUAUGGGUAAGGUGUUAAUAAAAUAAUUAAGCGAUGAGAUAUUGUAAUAGAUACAUUAGGAGGUGGAAAUACUAUAGGAAUUAGUAGAGGCUUCUAAAACUGAUGCUUGUCCGUUUAUCAAUAGAAUAUAUGAAUGCUUGGAGACAACAAAUAAUAUCUACAUAGUGUUAGAAUUUUGCAAUUAAGGAACAUUACUCGAUCAAAUUAAAAAAGUAAAGAAAUUAGAAGAAGACGAAGCAUUAUUCAUUUUGUUUUAAUUAUUAUAGGCACUUGCAUUAUUGGCUAAAAAUAAUAUAGCUCAUAGAGAUAUUAAACCUGAAAAUGUUUUCAUAAAGGAUGGAGUUUAUAAGUUAGGAGAUUUUGGUUUUGCUGGAUAAAAAUCAAUGUAUUAGACUCAUUUGGGAACCUUUCCAUAUAUGGCCCCAGAAUUUUUCACAAGUGAUCAAUACGACUCAAAAGUGGAUGUGUGGGCAUUAGGAUUGCUAACUCACGAGAUGCUAUUCGGAGAAAUAUACUUUAUAGGAAAGAGUUAAUUCGAAGUUUAACAGAAGAUUCUAACAAAGUAAUAUAUUUUGGAUGAUUAAAAAUAUGCAGUUUCAGAUGGAGUGAAAGAGUUGUUAAAAUAGAUGAUUACAAAAGAUCCUAAUUAAGUAAAUAUUAAUAAUUAUAUUAUUUAGAGAAUCACAGCCAGAGAUGCNUAUCAAAAGAUUUGA
Messenger RNA from Paramecium octaurelia, 874 nucleotides. NCBI's taxonomy places the organism in Eukaryota, Ciliophora, Oligohymenophorea, Peniculida, Parameciidae. The record is from the annotation of a GenBank genome assembly.